This is a messenger RNA of Salvelinus fontinalis (brook trout), 6754 nucleotides long. RefSeq names its product ankyrin repeat and BTB (POZ) domain containing 2b (gene abtb2b). The coding region runs from base 521 to 3688 and encodes 1055 amino acids. Gene Ontology annotation, molecular function: protein heterodimerization activity. The transcript is spliced from 17 exons. NCBI's taxonomy places the organism in Eukaryota, Metazoa, Chordata, Actinopteri, Salmoniformes, Salmonidae. The record is from RefSeq and is a predicted model, not a curated record.
UCUGUUUCUGGUGGGGCACUAGGCUCGCUGCAAGCGAUGAUAGACUAUUUCCUUAUUUUAAAACCUUCCAAAACCCUUUCCUUUCUCUCAAAUUUCUGGUUUCCGUUGAUGGACUACCGAAUUAACAGAUUUUUCCAGGGAUUGGAAUAAUUCGACUACAAGUUUGGGAGUCCCGGGGAGAGGGGAGUCCGAGAGAAAAGUUUACAUCACUGCGCGACAGGCACUAUAUGGGGAGAGCGUACAGUAUGGUUUCAUUCUCCAUACCAUCUAUGAUUUAUGAAAGGAUUUAGAUAUCUUUAAAACAUAGAAAUUACAGAAUAUACUUCUGAUAAAUGCCAUUUUUAGCGUUACGAUCAAAUUAACAUGUAUGGACACGCAUGAAAAGAGUUUUGCGUAAACCAGUAGAACCAGAUUGCGUGUGAGUUUCGACUGGAGUCGUAUACUACAGUCACUUCCAGGUAAACCAUUAAAUUCCCCAACGUUUCUUCACAUCCUUGUUAAAUAAAAUACAUAUCUAACUAUGGCGGGGAUGAGCAAUGCCCACAUGAAGACCCUGGAGGACCUGACUCUAGACUCGGGCUACGGGGCAGGGGACUCCUGCAAGUCCCUGAGCCUCUCGUCCUCCAAGUCCAACUCACAGCCGUUCAUGACGGCUCCGCAUCGGGGCAACUGGUGGUACUACUCCGGCUCCAUGAACAGUCGCAACAACAGCUGGGACACGGUCAACACGGUGCUGCCCGAGGAUCCCGAGGACAUCUUCUCCAAGUGUCCCCGUUUACCGGAGCUCGAGGAGUUCCCUUGGACCGAAGACGAGGUGGGAAAGAUACUGCGUAAAGUAGCCGGGAACGUUACCGGUGCCAAAGCGUUUCCGGUGCCGACAUUAUCCAAUGAGGCAGUCCGGAGGCUGUCCACGCUCCUUCGCCGAGCCCUCAUCCGCAUUUCGAGAGAGGCUCAGCGGCUGAGCGUCAUGCACUGCCGUUGCACUCGCUUCGAGGUGCAGAGCGCCAUGAGGCUGGUGCUGAGCUGGGCUCUGGCCGAACACUGCAUAUCGGCCACGGUCAAGGCCAUCUCCAUGUACAGUAUGAGCGCCGGGGAGCUCCUGAGGAAGGGCAAAUCUGCCCGUUGCGGCCUCACCUUCUCCGUGGGAAGGUUCUUUCGAUGGAUGGUGGACACCCGCAUCUCGGUGCGCAUCCACGAGUAUGCGGCUAUCUGUCUUACCGCCUGCAUGGAGGCGCUGGUGGAGGAGGCCGGCUCCCGGGUAAUGAUGGCCGAGCGAGGGCACUCCAGGGUGGACACGGUGUCAGGCUGUGCCCCGGUGUCGGUCGAAGCUCUGGAGGGGGUGGUGAACAAUGACGCGGAGCUGUGGGGGGUCCUGCAGCACUAUGAGCAUCUAAUCUGCGGCAAGAACGCCAAUGGGGUGCUGUCCCUCCCGGCCCACUUCAGUCCUUACACGGAGGGCCAGGUUCAGCAGGGACAGGGCCAGGCUGGGGUGGAGAGCAGAGAGGACGCCUACGCCCAUCUGGAGCUCCGCACCCUGGAACAGUCCCUCCUGGCCACCUGCGUUGGCAGCAUCUCCGAGCUCAGUGACCUGGUGUCCAGAGCCAUGCACCACAUGCAGCGGUUGAGCUCUGUACGCCCGGGGCUCAGCCCGGCCCGCCACACCCGGCCCCAACAGAUUGUCUCCUGGUUGCCCGACGCCCUACACACCCUCUACUACUUCCUCCGCUGCCCACAGAUGGAGUCCAUGGAGAACCCCAACUUAGACCCACCCAGGAUGGCCCUCAGCAAGGAGAGGCCCUUCCUGCUGCUGCCGCCCCUGAUGGAGUGGAUGCGAGUGGCUAUUGUGCACGCUGAGCACCGCCGCAGCCUAUUGGUGGACAGCGAUGAUGUCAGACAGACCGCCAGACAGCUCCUCCCAGGCCUGGACUGUGAACCCAGACAGCUGAAGCCUGAGUGUUGUUUUAGUUCUUUCAGGCGUCUGGACUCCAAGGCAGCCACUGAUAAGUUUCACUUGGACCUGGGCUUCCGCAUGCUCAACUGUGGACGCACCGACCUGAUUGGCCAGGCCAUCGACCUGCUGGGGCCUGACGGAGUAAACAGCAUGGAUGACCAGGGUAUGACCCCUCUAAUGUAUGCGUGCUCAGCGGGAGAUGAAGCUCUGGUCCAGAUGUUGAUUGAUGCCGGGGCCAACCUAGACGUGGCGGUGCCUGCCUGUUCUUCCAAGCAACCCUCUGUCCACCCAGACAGUCGCCACUGGGCGGCUCUUACCUUCGCUGUGCUGCACGGUCACAUCUCUGUGGUGCAGCUCCUGUUGGAUGCAGGGGCUAACGUGGAAGGGGCAGCCGUCCGAAACGGGCAGGAGAGCACAGCAGACACCCCUCUCCAGCUGGCAUCUGCAGCAGGGAACUAUGAGAUGGUGAGCCUGCUCCUCACCAGGGGGGCAGACCCUCUGUCCAAGACCCGUGACGGCAACGCUUUGACAUCAUCACUCUAUGAGGACAUGAACUGCUUCAGUCACGCCGCAGCGCACGGACACAGGAACGUGUUGCGCAAACUGCUCACCCAGCCCCAGCAGGUCAAAGAGGACGUCCUCUCCCUCGAAGAGAUCCUAGCCGAAGGGGUGGAAGGGGAGGACGCCUGCCCUCUCCCCAGCCUGCCUCCUCCAUCCCCUGGGUGCCUGUCUGAGGGGGGCAUCCCGCGGCUGUGCAAGGCCAGGAUGAAGGCCCUUCAGGAGGCUAGCUACUACAGCGCCGAGCACGGCUACCUGGAUGUCACCAUGGAGCUACGGGCACUGGGUGUCCCAUGGAAGCUGCACGUGUGGCUGGAGUCUCUGCGAGUGGCCCAGCAGCAGUCUAGGGCCUCGGUCACUCUGUCCCUCCUUCGAGAGUUCACCUCCAUCAGGGAGGAAGACUACUGCCACGAGCUAGUCUCUCUGGGCCUACCCCUCAUGUUCACCAUCCUACGAACCACCAAGAACGAUGCCAUCACCCAGCAGCUUGCAGCCAUCUUUAGCCACUGCUUCGGCCCGGCUCCACUACCGGCCAUUCCGGAGAUGAAGGCCACCCUCUCAGCGCAGCUGGACCCCCAUUUUCUGAAUAACACGGAGAUGUCAGAUGUGACGUUUUUGGUGGAGGGGAAGCCUUUCUACGCCCACAAAGUCCUGCUGAUCACUGCUUCAGACAGGUUCAAGUCUCUGCUGGCCUCAUCAGGACCAGACGGAACUAAAGAUAUUGAGAUCAGUGACGUCAAGUACAACGUCUUCCAGAUGAUGAUGUCAUACCUGUACUGCGGAGGGACAGAGUCACUGAAGACCAACGUGUCUGACUUGUUGGAGCUGCUCUCAGCGGCCAGCGUCUUCCAGUUGGGGGCCCUACAGAGACACUGUGAGAUCAUCUGUUCCCAGAGCAUCGAUCUUGAAAAUGCUGUCAGCAUCUACAGGACGGCCAAGGCCCACGGUGCGUCAGUGCUGAGUUCGUUCUGCGAGGGCUUCUUCCUGCAGCACAUGGCAGGGCUCCUGGAGAGAGAGGCCUUCCGGUCCCUGCUCCUGGGGCCUCUGGGGGCCCGCUGGGUGACGGAGAUGGGCUCGGGGCCUAAAAUGGUGCCUCCUAGGGGAGACUCGCCACUGGAGGAACUCGAGACGACCCUGGCUCGCCGGCUACGCUCUCUCUACAUCACCUCCCGUGUCUGACGAAGAAAGGAGAAGGAUGGAAUGCAGAGGAGGAGAGUAUGCGACCGGUGCACACUCUCUUCCUCCUGGGAGGAGGACGUCACGAGUGCCCUUAGAUACAGAUUUAGGAUCAGAUUGCCAUCCCGCGAUCCCAACCGGAACCAUUAGAGUGGAAAACCACUGAAACUGACCUUAGCUCAGCAUCUUAAGGGCAUCGUCACCCUUAAUCAUUAUUUCUCGAUGGAGGGUAAGACGAGGAUGAACGAGAUGAGGCUGGAUAGAGAGUGGGUGUGAGGGGUACAGGAGGGAUACCGUGACGGCCUGUUCCCAAAUUUGACUCUUGGACAAUUUAUUUUUGCUACACGGACUAUUCAGUUUUUGACCUGAAGUACUCACCUCUAGCUGUCUAUCACAGUAGCUAUAUAUACGCAGUGGAAGAGUGGACAGAAUGGUCUAUCCGUCUGUCUGUCUGUUUGUCACCAAGGCUCUGGAAGCUUGUGUACAGAGACGGACAAGACAGUGAGAACUUUUAACAUUUAGGAUUUCUAGAACACUGCUGCCGCCCAGUGGACAAAGCCCGUAAAGGCCUCAGAUUAUAGAAAUAGAGUGACGAGAUUAUGUUUCUAUGCCUCAAAUAAAGGUUAAAAGGUUCUGAUGGAAUAUAGAAAGUCUGGAACGUUAUUUUCAUGGACCACUGAUAUGAAGGGGCUGGAGUUUUCUCUUUUCCUUCAGCCACCUUCAGAAUGGUGAAGACUGUGAGAGAAGAGGUGGAUUUGAGAGCCCCCUCAGUGGAUUGAAAGAAGUUGGUUUUACUAAGUGUAUUUUCUUUAUACAUAGUCGUCCUAUUAUUUUUCUUUCUUUUUUGACAGAGUGAAGAGGAAAGAAAAAACUUACUAAAGAAUGGAAUGGACAUUUUCUAUUUAAAGAAAAAAAGAUGAGAGUAUUUAACAGGGAGUUCCCUUUUUUAUUGUGUUUUAAUAAUUGUAGGCAAAUUAUUAUUAUUAAUGUAAGAUAAAGCUUUGCGUAGCUGGACAAUUCCAGGCCUAGUACACACUAACCAUUACAGUUGAAGUCAGACGUUUACAUACACUAAUGUUGGAGUCAUUAAAACUCGUUUUUCAACCACGCCACACAUUUCUUGUUAACAAACUAUAGUUUUAGCAAGUCGGUUAGGACAUCUACUUUGUGCAUGACACAAGUAAUUUUUCCAACAAUUGUUUACAGACAGAUUAUUUCACUUAUAAUUCACUGCAUCACAAUUCCAGUGGGUCAGAAGUUUAUAUACCCUAAGUUGACUGUGCCUUUAAACAGCUUGGAAAAUUCCAGAAAAUGGUGUCAUGGCUUUAGAAGCUUCUGAAAGGCUAUUUGACAUCAUUCGAGUCAAUUGGAGGUGUACCUGUGGAUGUAUUUCAAGGCCUAGCUUCAAACUCAGUGCCUCUUUGCUUGACAUCAUGGGAAAAUCAAAAGAAAUCAGCCAAAACCUCAGAAAAUAAAUUGUAGACCUCCACAAGUCUGGUUCAUCCUUGGGAGCAAUUUCCAAACGCCUGUAGGUACCUUGUUCAUCUGUACAAACAAUAGUACGCAAAUAUAAACACCAUAGGACCACGCAGCCGUCAUAACGCUCAGGAAGGAGACGCGUUCUGUCUCUUAGAGAUGAACAUACUUUGGUGUGAAAAGUACAAAUCAAUCCCAGAACAACAGCAAAGGACCUUGUGAAGAUGCUGGAGGAAACAGGUACAAAAGUUUCUAUAUCCACAGUAAAAUGAGUCCUAUAUCGACAUAAUCUGAAAGGCUGCUCAGCAAGGAAGAAGCCACUGCUCCAAAACCGCCAUAAAAAAACAGGCUACGGUUUGAAACUGCAUAUGGGGACAAAGAUCGUACUUUUUGGAGAAAUGUCCUCUGGUCUGAUAAAACAAAAAUAGAAUUGUUUCGCCAUAAUGACCAUCAUUAUGUUUGGAGGAAGAAGUGGAAGGCUUGCAAGCCAAAGAACACCAUCCCAACCGUGAAGCACGGGGGUGGCAGCAUCAUGUUGUGGGGGUGCUUUGCUGCAGGAGGGACUGGUGCACUUCACAAAAUAGAUGGCAUCAUGAGGAAAGGAAAAUUAUGUGGAUAUAUUGAAGCAACAUCUCUACACAUCACUCAGGAAGUUAAAGCUUGGUCACAAAUGGGUCUUCCAAAUGGACAAUGACCCCAAGAAUACUUCCAAAGUUGUGGCAAAAUGGCUUAAGGACAACAAAAUCAAGGUAUUGGAGUGGCCAUCACAAGGCCCUGACCUCAAUCCUAUGGAAAAUUUGUGGGCAGAACUGAAAAAGCGUGUGCGAGCAAGGAGGCCAACAAACCUGACUCAGUUACACCAGCUCUGUCAGGAGGAAUGGGCCAAAAUUCACCCAACUUAUUGUGGGAAGCUUCUGGAAGACUACCCGAAAAUGUUUGACCCAAGUUAAACAAUAUAAAGGCAAUGCCACCAAAUACUAAUUGAGUGUAUGUAAACUUCUGACCCACUGGGAAUGUGAUGAAAGAAAUAAAUCAUUCUCGAUACUAUUAUUCUGACUUUUCACAUUCUUAAAAUAAAGUGGUGAUCCUAACUCACCUAAAAUAGGAAAUGUUUUACUAGGAUUGAAUGUCAGGAAUUGUGAAAACUGAGUUUAAAUGUAUUUGGCUAAGGUGUAUGUAAACUUCCGACUUCAACUGUAAGUAAACUGGGUCAUGUUCAUUCGGUAACAAAUGGAAGAAACCAGACUGAAACAGGUAGGGACCUAAGAAAUGCAAACGUUUUGUUUUACAUUGCUAAUGGACAAAACCCUGGCAAGGUACAAUAAUAUCAUUUCACACUAUUGUGCUGACCUGAACCACACUGUGCUGGCCCAGGAUAUGUUAUAAUUCUCAUUUUCAGCACGGUUCCAGAAACUAUGGUGGAUGAGGAACCAGGCAAGUGCAGUGCAGCUUGGCUUGGUUAGUCACAGUAGUAUGAAUAGGAUAUAACAGUAGCCAACAUGGGAUUUGGAACUGCAACCUCCUACCCAAACUCUGCUUUACUGCUCAAUACUGUAAUAAAUACUGUAAUAAAGCAUCAAGCCUGGCAAGCAA